AUGUCUACUACUCCUGUGAAAAAUGAACUAGCCUCUGUUUACGAGAGCAUUCAAAUUACUUUGUCUAAAAUACAAGAAGACUCUGCAAAGAGGAGUAGCCAAGAGCAGGAGCUGAUUUCGUCAGUGGGGAGCGCUAAGUGCCUAGCUGGCAUUUUCUCAUCGCAUCCUCCAACCAACGAUGAAGUAGUGCAAGCUCUCAAAAGUGCCGGUGAAGAGGAGCAGGUGGAAGCAGAGUGUCUGCAGCGCUACCAGCGGUUUGUAGAAGCAAAAAGGCACUGCUUUACUUCUGUGGAGGGUGACCUGCGGACUGUAUGCAAGGUGCUCUCCGGGAUUUUUGCAGCCAACGAAAACGCGGAGGAGUCCACCAGUGGCGAUUACUGUCCUGAGGUGCAGGAAAAUCAAUGCGAUGCUGAAUUGCUGCACUUGUUCCGUCUGUGGCACACGGUCGUGUGCUUGCACAAUUUAGUGCUAGGCUCGUUAAUUAAAAGGGGUUUUGAUAGUCCUCCGUGCGAACUUCAGCGCGUCAGUGCCGAUGAAGAGAGAUCCUACGCUCGUGAAUCAGCGUUGAGGAAUACUGUCGCUGAUACAGAAAAAAUGCUUCUUGCGAUUCGGAGGCGCCGGAGAGACCUAACUGCGGAAACAGAGGCAGUGCGUGCCACAGCGGAAAGCAUGACACCUCUGGGGUUUUCGGAUGAAGCCACUGUGCUGCUUGCGGAUGAAAAAGACGAGCCUCUUGUUAAGAGCUUAAGCCAAGGACUUCACGAACUGCAGCAAUCCAGCGACCGUCUUAGGAAGAAAAAGGCUGCCGUUGAUGAAAGCGCUUCAAGUCUGAUAGAAAAAGUGGAAAGGCUAAGCUCUCAAACAGCAGCGUGCCACUGCUCUAUGGAGGGAUUUUCACAGCGGUCUAGAGAAGCUGCGGAUGAUGCUAACAGUCUGAUGAAUGCAAAAGUAAAAGCUCUUCAGGAACUGUAUCGAAAGGCACAAGAAUGCGCAUCGGAGGAGGGACUUCUUGACAGAGAUGUCGGUAACUACAAGCAGCUGUGUGCACUGCUUGUGGAGUGGGCAGAAAAAGAAGAUUCGGAGGCGGAGCGUAUCGUAGCAGCUGAGCAAGCGUAUCAUUCUUUGCUUUCCCAAGAAAGAAAGCAACAAGAGAAACUCACGUCUCUGCGGUUGUCGAUAAAAAACCUUGAGAGUGCGGUGCGCGAUGCUUCAGCAGAAAAGCAACGCAUUCUAGGCGAAGUGCAAUACUUGUCGAAGCUCAUCUCCAAUCCCACUGUGGUGAAGCAGGUGCUGGCCACGGUAACUGAGGAGUACCAUCCUGAGCGUGAAGUGACCGCAGCUCAUAACUAUCUGAGAUUUGUACAAAAGGCUCGUCUGGAAAGACAUACGUCUCACGAGUAG
This is a messenger RNA of Leishmania mexicana MHOM/GT/2001/U1103, 1401 nucleotides long. RefSeq lists its product as hypothetical. NCBI's taxonomy places the organism in Eukaryota, Euglenozoa, Kinetoplastea, Trypanosomatida, Trypanosomatidae. Bases 1 to 1401 code for a protein of 466 amino acids. The record is from RefSeq and is a predicted model, not a curated record. The transcript has a single exon.